AUGGGUCACACCAAGGCAGGUAGCUCUGCGAUCACUGCAGAAAAUGUCCACGAGCUCUUUCCAGAAGUCGAAGCGCUAUCCGCGGUGUCGCCAGUGACAUGCGGCGUAUCAGCAGCUGAAAGCGGAGACUUUGAAGGCUACGACGAAGAGCAAGUACGGUUGAUGGAUGAAGUCUGCAUCGUUCUAGAUGUAGACGACGAGCCAAUUAGCCGGGCCAGCAAAAGAGUGUGCCACCUCAUGACGAACAUCGAUAGAGGACUUCUCCACCGCGCAUUUUCCUGUCUCAUUUCCAUGAUAUGGACCAACACCUGCUGCUCCCAUCCCCUUGAUGUACAGGCGAGAGAGGCAUGGAUCUUGAGAGAACUGGGCAUUAAGCCUGAGCAAGUCCCACUUGAGGACUUCCAUUUCUUGACCCGUGUGCAUUACAAGGCUCCAAGUGAUGGGAAGUGGGGUGAGCAUGAGAUGGACUAUAUCCUCUUCAUUCAAGCAGAUGUUGACCUUGCGGUUAAUCGAAACGAGGCGCAAGACUUUCGCUGGUUCUCCCCUGAGGACCUCAAGAACAUGUUUGCCACGCCAGGUCUACAAUAUACUGCGUGGUUCAAAUUAAUAUGUGAGUCGUUACUAUUCAAGUGGUGGGCGGACUUGGGAACGCCAGAGUUUCAGAGAAAUACCAAUGAGACGAUAAUCCGGCGGAUGUGA
Aspergillus oryzae RIB40 is the source of this 699-nucleotide messenger RNA. RefSeq lists its product as uncharacterized. Gene Ontology annotation, molecular function: isopentenyl-diphosphate delta-isomerase activity. The transcript has 5 exons. The record is from RefSeq and is a predicted model, not a curated record. Lineage: Eukaryota; Fungi; Ascomycota; Eurotiomycetes; Eurotiales; Aspergillaceae. Bases 1 to 699 code for a protein of 232 amino acids. Gene Ontology annotation, biological process: isopentenyl diphosphate biosynthetic process. Gene Ontology annotation, cellular component: cytoplasm.